UUCCGGGCGGCGCUUCCGGAGCGGGCGGCGAUGGCGGCGGGCGGCGCGGACUCGCGCGCGGCGGAUGUGGAGGAGGACGCCUCGCAGCUCGUCUUCCCCAAAGAAUUUGAAACUGCAGAAACUCUUCUAAAUUCAGAAGUACAUAUGCUUCUUGAGCAUCGCAAGCAACAGAAUGAGAGUGCAGAAGAUGAGCAGGAGCUUUCUGAAGUCUUCAUGAAGACCUUGAACUACACAGCGCGUUUCAGCCGCUUCAAGAACCGUGAAACCAUUGCCAGUGUCCGUAGUUUGCUGCUUCAGAAAAAGCUCCAUAAAUUUGAAUUGGCAUGCUUGGCUAACUUGUGUCCUGAGACAGCUGAGGAGGCAAAAGCUUUGAUUCCUAGCCUGGAGGGACGAUUUGAAGAUGAGGAAUUACAGCAGAUUCUUGACGACAUUCAGACUAAACGCAGCUUCCAGUAUUAAGGUUAACCCGCAGCCCCUUUAUCUGAACAGAAAAACCUGAGAACUUGGACUGUUCCUCAGCCCUCUGGACCAGUCCAGCUCCUGGCUGAGGAAGGGAAGUUGUGCAUGCAAGGCGCUCCAGUGUUGCGUCAUCUACAGGUGCAGUCAGACUUGAGACCAGGGUACUCCUGUUGCUUUGUUCCACACCUAUGUUGGUAAGACAUCUGGAUUGUGAGAGCCAAAGGAAAAAAAAAAACAGCAAUGUUUUCCCAGUGGCUCAAGUAUUUAUUUCUUCCAAAUUCCUCUCCCUGAUUUGGGAAUUUUCAGUAUGAUUCUGUUUUUCAGCAGAAAUUUAGAUGUGACUUUUUUGGGGUUUUUUUGAGUGUGUGGAUUUCUAAAAGAGAUGGUGAAACUUGUUCCCAAAAGUUUAGUGAUGGGAUUUCUGUGGGGGUUUAUUGUUAUGUUUUUGUUUAUUGUUUGAUCAGGACUGUGGAUUUUUACAGCUUCAAUACUUUUCUAUUAUUGUUAGGUGUAAAUUAAAACAUUUCUAAUUAA
Messenger RNA from Apus apus (common swift), 993 nucleotides. It is a transcript of the gene POLR2D, whose product is annotated as RNA polymerase II subunit D. Lineage: Eukaryota; Metazoa; Chordata; Aves; Apodiformes; Apodidae. Gene Ontology annotation, cellular component: RNA polymerase II, core complex; P-body. Bases 31 to 459 code for a protein of 142 amino acids. Gene Ontology annotation, molecular function: translation initiation factor binding; nucleotide binding. The record is from RefSeq and is a predicted model, not a curated record. The transcript has 4 exons. Gene Ontology annotation, biological process: positive regulation of translational initiation; nuclear-transcribed mRNA catabolic process, deadenylation-dependent decay; mRNA export from nucleus in response to heat stress.